GGCAGCGGCAGGUCUUCCGUACGGAGUGUGAGGGAGUUCAGUCGCAGGGGAUCCAGCUACACCAUGGGCUCGCCUUGGAUAGUGCUCCUCCUCGGAGCUGUAUGUGGGCUGGCAGCGGGAAGUCCUGUACAUGUCCUGCACGUCCGUCAAGCUGCAACUCCUAUCGAAUGUGGGACGGAGUCAAGGCACAUGGAUGGUGACACAUACACCGUCACUUGCCCCGCCGGUUGUGCUUCGAACGGCAAAACCGUCUGGGGCACCGAUGUCUUCACGGACGACUCCAGUAUCUGCCGCGCUGCCAUCCAUGCCGGGAGGAUCUCGGACAGUGGCGGUGACGUCACUGUCUACAAGCUGCCCGGAGAAGGCUCGUACGCCGGGACUUCACAGAACGGUGUCCAGACCGCGCCGUACGGCGCUUGGGGAGGUUCCUUUUCGUUUGCAGAAGGUCAGCCGGAGGAACAAGCUCCUGCAGUAGAUCCAGGGCUUGAGUUUAUAGACUGCAACACACAGUCCCGGCAGCUGGAUGGAGAAUCGUUUACAGUGCUGUGCCCUGCCGACUGUGCGUCUGCAGGAUCUAAUGUGUGGGGUUCUGCCAUUUACACUGACGACUCGAGUAUCUGCCGUGCUGCUAUCAAUGACGGUAGGAUACCGACUCACGGCGGAGAGGUCACAGUCUACAAACUACCCGGGCAGGACUCGUACCAGGAGUCUGACCAGCACGGGGUGCGGACCUUUCCGUAUGGCGGCUGGGGUGGCUCCUUUGCCUUCUCACAAAAUCCAGCCGAGGAAGAACCAGCUGAACAGUCCUCUGCGUACUCUGCUGACUGUAAUACCCAAUCCCGACACGUGGACGGAGAAACCUUCACUGCCAGUUGCCCGGCCGGAUGCGCUGCGAUCGGAGCGACCGUCUGGGGGUCUGCCGUCUACACGGACGACUCGGGUAUCUGCCGUGCUGCUAUCCACGACGGUAGAAUCAGUGACGCUGGCGGGGAGGUGACAGUGUACAAACAGCCGGGACAGGACUCGUACUCCGCUUCAGAUCAGCACGGGAUCCGGACGGUUGCUUACGGGACUUGGGGCGGUUCCUUCGCCUUUACAGCAGCCAUCCCACAGCAAGCACCACCGGAGCCCACACCAGCACCAGGACCACCUAUGAUGGACUGCAAUACGGAACCAAGACAGCUAGAUGGCGAGAGUACAACUGUCCAGUGUCCCGAAGGCUGUCUUGAGUCAGGAAGCACCGUGUGGGGGUUCGUCAUCUACACGGACGACUCGAGUCUGUGCCGUGCUGCUAUCCAUGACGGCAGGAUCCCAGCCAGCGGUGGGGAGGUGACUGUCUACAAACUACCCGGGCAGGACUCGUACCUGGCGGCAGAACAACAUGGGAUAACUACCAGGGAGUACGGAAGCUGGGGCGGAUCCUUUGCCUUUUCUCCUGAUCCAGUCGUCCCCGAGGUGGAGGAACGUGCAGAUACCGUUGACUGCCAUACUCAAUCCAGAGACAGGGAUGGCGAUUCCUACACGGUGAUUUGUCCCGCAGGCUGUGAUUCAGGAGCAACUGUCUGGGGUUUUGUGAUUUACACAGAUGACUCGAGUAUCUGCCGUGCUGCUAUCCAUGACGGUAGGAUCACCAACAGUGGUGGAGAGAUCACUGUCUACAAAAUACCCGGACAGGACUCGUAUUUAGGGUCUGAGCAAAAUGGAAUCCAGACUCUCCAGUACAGCAGCUGGGGCGGUUCCUUCGCCUUUACACCAGAUCCUGUCAUGCCGCAGCAAGGGGAAGGGGAGCAGGAGGAGCCUGAGCAAGGUUCUAUUGACUGCCACACGGAAUCAAGGCAGUUGGACGGCGACACGCUCACCGUGACGUGUCCUGCCGGCUGUUUGGCGGGUGCGAGCACCAUCUGGGGUCUGGUUAUCUACACUGAUGACUCGAGUAUCUGCGGCGCCGCUAUCCAUGACGGCAUGCUCACAGACGCUGGUGGGGAGGUGACUCUUUACAAACUGCCUGGACAGGACUCGUACCUGGGGUCUGAACAGAACGGGAUGCAGACUAAUCCGUACGGCAGCUGGGGUGGCUCCUUUGCCUUCUCGCCUGAGCCUAUCAUACCGCAACAGGAACCAGCUCAAGAAACCGUGACCUGCCACACACAGUCUAGGGACAUGGAAGGGGAAUCCUACACAAUUAGCUGUCCUGCCGGUUGUGCUGAGAUGGGAGGAACAGUCUGGGGUAAAAUCAUUUACACAGAUGACUCGAGUAUCUGCCGUGCUGCUAUCCAUGACAGCCGGAUCCCCGCUAGCGGUGGCGAGGUGACUGUCUACAAGAUCUCCGGACAGGACUCGUACCAAGGUUCUGACCAGAACGGCAUCGAGACUCUUGGGUACGGAAGCUGGGGCGGUUCCUUUGCCUUUACUGCAGAUCCAGUCAUUCCACCUGAAGAACAACCAGAACCACAGGAGCCCGGAUCUGGAUCCCCCACCGCGGACUGCAAUACGGAAUCACGUCAACUGGAUGGUGACACUGCCACUUUGACUUGCCCUGGCGGCUGCAAGCAAACGGGAGGUGCUGUGUGGGGAACUGUCAUCUACACAGAUGACUCGAGUAUCUGCCGAGCUGCGAUUCACGACGGCAGGAUCGCAGACACGGGUGGGGAGGUCACCAUUUACAAACUGCCUGGGCGAGACGCUUACAGGAGUUCCGAGAAGAAUGGAAUCACCACUACAGCCUAUGGCAGUUGGGGUGGUUCCUUCGCCUUCACAGAAGAUCCAGUAAUACCCGAGGAGCAACCAGGUGAAGACACGGUGACCUGUUCUACAGAGGCGAGAGAAAUGGAGGGGGAGUCUUUCACGAUUGUUUGUCCCGCGGAUUGUGCGUCUACUGGGGCGACUAUUUGGGGAGAUGGCAUCUAUACAGACGACUCCAGUGUGUGCCGUGCUGCCAUCCAUGCCGGACGGAUUGAAGACAGUGGUGGAGAAGUGACAGUCUACAUGAUGGACGGCCAGGAUUCAUACGAAGGUUCCGAGUCGAACGGGGUUUCCAGUCUUCAUUACGGAAGUUGGGGCGGAUCCUUCGGGUUUACACCUGGAAACGAAGAAGGCGGACAAGAAGGAGAGGGAGGGCCCGAAUUCACAUGCAGCGUGUCCUGUGAGAAUGGCGGCGUGUGUGUGGCUCAGGACAAGUGUGAGUGCCCUGACGGGUUUGGUGGAGAACACUGCGAGUCAGAAAGCAGGGUAGGUCCGGCCGAUGGACGACCAGGGAACAAGUGGACCCUGCCGAACAUGACCUGUAUGUGCUACUUCGACUACAGCCGGUCGGACUGCGGCUGCUGUGCGCCCGGCGCCUGCCAGUGCACUGACGAACACCCAGACCUGUGUGUACAGUGUGGAUACGGGCACCUCUGCGGAGUUCUCGACGCUGAGGAGGCUAUAGACGGCUGGACGCUGACGGAGACCGGGUGCGCCUGCCCGUGGGGAGAGCCGGGUAACACGGCCUGCGCGUGCUGCAGGAACAGGGGCUGUCUGUGCGACCAGGCACACCCCAACCGCUGCUCACAGUGCGGCAGGCCUUACGACUGUGGACUCACAGGAAUCGGGUGGCCAUGAAGAAACAAUGAUCCAGACAAACGGACUACCGAGAUAACGGAUAAUUGGACAAGUCUUACCAGUAGAUUCUACACGUAAUAUAACCAAGGCUAUGGCUACAUGUAUCAAUAUAGAUAUGCUCAGUUCGAGCACUUUAAAAUUUGUGUUGACACCAGGUAGUCUAUUUCUUUUGCUUACGUGUGUUGAGAAGAUUUAAUGGGCAAGUGUAAUAAUAUAAGUGACGUAGACUUUUUUCAAAUAUCUAUAUAGCUACACAAAUCCAAUCUUGACGGUACGUUUUUCAUGAAUGUGCUUAUAGAUUUUUGUGUAGUGUAUAUUAUAUGGGCUCUAUUGUUAUCGAUAGAAAUCAGUUUAUAUUCUACGUGUUUGACUUUUUAGGCAGGUCUUUACUUGUAACUUGUCACACCCUAUCGACAGCUUUCGUUUCUUCCUUAUAAAGUACUUUUCUUAAAUAUCUCAUGGUCCUAAGCCGAUACUUUUAACAGGUAUCCUAGCUAAACCCCUGUACUUUCGUCGUGACGACUAUCUUUACUUCUAUUCAGGAGAGUGGGUUAAGGCAUCAUUACCAAAGCAUUGUCUAUCGUAUUGCAUUAAAAAUGGAUGACAUAUACAGCAAGUUAACAACAUUACUACUACUACAUGUACCAGCAAUGUAUAACAUCACAUCUGUACAAUACAGUUAUGUCUUUCCGCAA
Branchiostoma floridae (Florida lancelet) is the source of this 4295-nucleotide messenger RNA. RefSeq lists its product as uncharacterized. Bases 64 to 3600 code for a protein of 1178 amino acids. The record is from RefSeq and is a predicted model, not a curated record. The transcript has 51 exons. NCBI's taxonomy places the organism in Eukaryota, Metazoa, Chordata, Leptocardii, Amphioxiformes, Branchiostomatidae.